AUGAUCUACGAAUCGAAAAUCAAAACAGAAACAAACCGUGCACUCUUUCUUCGCAGAUCAUCCGUCGACCUUGACGGUGUCAGGGACUUCACCAUCACCGUGGAUAUCUCCUUCCUCCUCAAGGGCCCGGACUCUAAUGAGUCCCCGACCACAUCACCACCCGACAGAAACCAAACAAGAUCUACAUCCGUUCAAUCGUCAGUCCUACAACCUGAACUACCAACCUACGCUGCUGCGAUACCUGGCGCUGGCGGAAAAAGAAGUAUGGGUACCCAUCCAGCAGAAUCUCCAGCUAAGAAGCAGAGUAAAUGGUCGGCCGAGGAGGAUGCUUUGAUUAUUGAACUCAGAGGCAGUGGGAUGAAGUGGGAGGACAUUUCAAAGAGAUUACCGGGUCGGAGUGCUAUUAGUUGUCGAUUGCAUUAUCAAAACUAUCUGGAACGUAGGAGUGAAUGGGACGAGGAACGCAAGAACAAGCUCGCUAGACUCUACGAAAGGUAUUACUUCUUCCAAUGUUGGGCUCAAGUAAGAAUGUUAUUAACCUCGCUAUCUAGAUUUAAACAAGAGAUGUGGUCAAAAGUAGCCGAGGAGAUGGCAGUACCAUGGCGAGCAGCAGAAGCUAUGCAUUGGCAACUAGGUGAAAAUGACAUGGCAAGACGUGCAGGUGUUGUUCCGUUCUCGCUAUCCAGCGUAACCCUCGAUGCACCAUCGUCCGGUCCACGAGCUUCACCAGCAAGAGGACAUUCCUACAGUCAAUCAACAUCUAGCACCAUGGGCCCAGGAUCUGCAGGCUCGAGAUACAGCAGACCCGGAACAGCACAAGGCAACCCAAAUCUACGAGGGGGCACUCGCACCAUCGCCGCCCGGCGAGAAAGCACUCCUAGAUCCGUACCGCCCAGCAGCCCAUGUGACGGUUUAGCAUUGGCUGCUAUAGGAGGUGGAAUGGGUAUGAUGGGGGCGGGCAGAGGCGGUCAAUAUCUACCAAGCCUGGUCGAAAUGACUACCGGCGUCAGCCCGUAUAGCACACCUGCGUAUGCAAUGUCGAUGCCGGCGCACUCGAGUGGAUAUUCGACUGGCUACCCAAGUCCAGGCCCACUGUUACCCGCGAUUGGCAUGCUGGAUCACCGACCAGAAGUCAAGCGUAGAGGCAGUCCCGAAGCCGGCUCCAGAGACUCGACUAGGAGAAGACAGUGA
This is a messenger RNA of Sclerotinia borealis F-4128, 1191 nucleotides long. Lineage: Eukaryota; Fungi; Ascomycota; Leotiomycetes; Helotiales; Sclerotiniaceae. The record is from the annotation of a GenBank genome assembly.